Messenger RNA from Hippopotamus amphibius kiboko, 1013 nucleotides. RefSeq names its product Golgi-associated RAB2 interactor protein 2-like. Gene Ontology annotation, cellular component: nucleus. The coding region runs from base 170 to 937 and encodes 255 amino acids. The record is from RefSeq and is a predicted model, not a curated record. Lineage: Eukaryota; Metazoa; Chordata; Mammalia; Artiodactyla; Hippopotamidae. The transcript has a single exon.
AGGAAAACACCUACAAAUACAAACCCAAAACAAUUAAGAAAAUGAUUUCAUCAUGAAAAGAAGGAAGUCCAAACUGAAAUGAGUUAAAACUUUGUCUCCAAGAGGAUUGUGGCUUGGCCCAGAGUUGAGUUCCGUUUCUUGGAUCUCCUGAGGUUUAUACGUAAGCACAAUGAAGAAGAGUAACAGGAAGUCUACCACAAGGAUCGAUGAGCAUGAGGACAUCUGUGUCCCAGACGCCGAGGACCCAGGAGAGCUUCAGAAUAUGUUGGACAGAGGAGAGUACGCCCCCUUUGUACCUCCUCCCAUAUUAGAGAGCAAUUUUAUCCAGGUCAACAGGAGAGGUGAAUCCAUUUACCUUCACAACCGAGCCAACUGGGUGACUGUAGGCAUCUGUUCUUCCAGUCCCACCCUCAAGACCCCCAACGUGAUGCUGCUGGCACAUCUGACACCCGCCACCCAGAAAGAUUCAGAACCCCUGUUUAAAAGUCUCUUGACAUCUCCUUCUCCAGAGAAUCUGGUGCUCACCAGGUUUCUUCCUCUGCAGUUUGUGACUCUCUCUGUGCAUGACGCUGAGAAUAUGCGCAUCAAAGUAAAGCUGGAAAAAAUGGAAAACAUUCUGAAGUCUGGGUGUCUACGAGAUACAAAAAGUAAGAAUGAGUUUAGAGAAUCCUCAAAACAUGUCACCAUCUCAAACCUAACGCUGACUUUCAAAGGUGAAAGAUGCUUUCAAUCUACCUUGACUGCAGAAGAAGAUGAGACAAAUAAAUCCAAAGAGGUUAGCAAUAGACCCUCUGAAAUAAGGACAACUGACUCUAAAAGCACGGCUCUCAAGGCCGAAGAAUCCAGGAGCAGGAGAACUGAUUCAGACACUUCAGUGAGCCCAAACAAUAGGCUAAUCUAUGAUCCAGUGGUAUUUUUCCAAGUUGGAAAGAAAUGAAACAAAGGACAGAGAUUCAAGAGAAGAAAAGAGAGGAAAAUCAUUUAAGAAAUACUGGGAGUGUCCUCCCCUCCCC